AUGACAGUUCACGAGUCUUCCUGUUCGCUUGUUGCUAGAGGACGUUGGUGUCACGCAGGAGAGGGGCUCUUCAGGUCGUUUUUUUAUUGCCUGUAAAUCAAGAAAAGAAGCAACAGAAACAAAAUGUUUGCCCGUGCCGUGAAACCUACUGUGAGCCUCGCCCGCAGCUUGUCCACCUCGGCGCAGAACAACGCUAAGGUGGCGGUGCUUGGCGCGGCCGGCGGCAUAGGCCAGCCGCUAUCCCUGCUGCUCAAGAAUAGCCCCCUGGUGAGUCACCUCUCCUUGUACGAUAUUGCCCACACCCCCGGGGUGGCUGCAGACCUCAGCCACAUCGAGACAAGGGCCCAUGUUACCGGCCACAUGGGUCCCGACCAGCUCGAUGCUGCACUGAAGGGCUGCGAUGUCGUGGUGAUCCCCGCCGGUGUGCCCAGAAAACCAGGUAUGACCCGCGAUGACCUCUUCAACACCAAUGCCACCAUUGUAGCCACCUUGGCCGAUGCCUGCGCCCGAUACUGCCCCGAAGCUAUGAUCUGCAUUAUCGCUAACCCUGUCAACUCCACCAUUCCCAUUACAUCAGAGGUCAUGAAGAAGCACGGAGUGUACAACCCCAACAAAGUGUUUGGUGUCACUACCCUGGACAUUGUCAGAGCAAACACCUUCGUGGCAGAUCUUAAAGGCCUUGACCCAGCUCGUGUCAAUGUACCAGUCAUUGGAGGUCACGCUGGGAAGACCAUCAUUCCCCUCAUUUCCCAGUGCACCCCCAAAGUAGAGUUCCCAGCUGAUCAGCUGGCCGCCCUGACCGCCAGGAUCCAGGAGGCUGGCACAGAGGUCGUGAAGGCCAAGGCCGGAGCUGGAUCUGCCACCCUGUCCAUGGCCUAUGCUGGUGCCCGCUUCGCCUUCUCAGUCCUGGAUGCCAUGAAUGGAAAAGAGGGUGUGGUGGAGUGCGCCUAUGUCAGGUCUGAGGAAACAGAGUGCAAGUAUUUCUCUACACCUCUCCUUCUGGGGAAGAACGGCAUUGAGAAGAACCUCGGACUGGGCAAGCUGUCUGCCUUCGAGGAGAAGCUGGUGGGUGAUGCCAUGGAAGAGCUGAAGGGUUCCAUCAAGAAGGGCGAGAAUUUCGUGGCUAACAUGAAGUGAACAGUGGGCAUGUAGGGAACUGAAAACAGCAACUGUAAUUGCUAAUUUGUUCUGUCUUAAUUUAAAAGGCAUCUGGGUAAAUCUCAAGAUCUGUCAGUGUUUCCUCUUUUUGUUUUUGUUUUAGCAGUGUGGUCAUCUAAAUUCAAUGAUCCAGAUUUUGAUCCUGAUCCUAUGUAUUACCCUUUUACAAACAUGGCUUUAUCUUGCACAUCUGUGAUUUAUGUACAUAGUGUACUGUGACAUUACUGUAUUUUGCAAAGCUCAAACAAAUUCAUAUAUUUUCAUGGAUGAUCUGUAAUAUUGGGGAUUUCUCUGCAGAAUGAAUGAGGAGGAAAUGCUGUCAUCAUGCCUGUCGAUGCAAGUAGAUGUUACUGAUGAGCAAAAUAUUCACUCCAUCAAUAAACAGUUUAGCUUUAAAAGUGA
Scomber scombrus (Atlantic mackerel) is the source of this 1560-nucleotide messenger RNA. RefSeq names its product malate dehydrogenase 2, NAD (mitochondrial) (gene mdh2). Gene Ontology annotation, cellular component: cytoplasm; mitochondrion. The transcript has a single exon. Gene Ontology annotation, biological process: tricarboxylic acid cycle; malate metabolic process. Gene Ontology annotation, molecular function: L-malate dehydrogenase (NAD+) activity. The record is from RefSeq and is a predicted model, not a curated record. Lineage: Eukaryota; Metazoa; Chordata; Actinopteri; Scombriformes; Scombridae. The coding region runs from base 124 to 1137 and encodes 337 amino acids.